GCUCAGUGCCCAUGCUCGGUUGGAAGUUGUGAGCGAUCAGUUCCGAUGUUGUGCUGCUGUCGGAUUUCUCCCUCUUGAGAUCUCGGCACCAUGUCGUUCCUGAGUAACUCGCCGUCGUAUGGCUCGCUUUCUGGCUUUGAGGACGAUCUCCCAGCCGAUAACCUUUUCAUGUUCGAGAUCGCCUGGGAGGUGGCGAAUAAAGUGGGUGGUAUCUACACAGUCAUCCAAACCAAAACAAAGUUAACAGUGGAUCAACAUGGAGAGAAUUAUAUUUUGAUUGGCCCAUAUGUUGAGAACAGUGUCAAGACACAAGUUGAGCUGAUUGAACCACCGAAUCCAGCCAUUAAAUGCACUAUUGAUUUGAUGAACUCCAGGGGUUGUAAGGUCUAUUUUGGCAGGUGGCUGAUCGAUGGAAGUCCUUACGUUGUGCUCUUAGACAUUGCUGCCUCCGUUUGGAGUCUGGAUCAGUGGAAGACGGAGCUAUGGGAUUCAUGCAAUAUUGGAAUUCCCUGGUUUGACAAGGAAGCUAAUGAUGCAGUGCUGUUUGGGUUUAUCACUGCGUGGUUCUUGGGAGAAUUUGCAGCCCAGUGUGGGAGCGAGACCUUUCUCCUUGCACAUUUCCAUGAAUGGCUGUCAGGUAUUGGCCUCGUUUUGAGCCGCAUUCGGAAACUUCCUGUGGCAACAAUCUUCACAACACAUGCAACUCUGUUGGGACGCUACCUCUGUGCUGGGAACGUGGACUUUUACAAUAGCCUGAAAAAUUUUGAUGUAGACAAGGAAGCAGGUACGAGGCAGAUUUACCAUCGGUACUGCAUGGAGCGAGCUGCCGUACACUGUGCUCAUGUCUUCACCACGGUAUCGGAGAUAACCGCCAUGGAGGCCGAGCAUCUGCUCAAACGCAAGCCUGAUGUGGUCACUCCAAAUGGACUCAACAUAAAGAAGUUUUCUGCAAUGCAUGAAUUCCAAAACUUGCAUGCCCGCAGUAAAGGUCAUAUCCAGGAAUUUGUCAGAGGACACUUCUAUGGAUGUCUGAACUUUGACCUAGAUAAGACCCUGUUCAUUUUCAUUGCGGGAAGAUACGAGUUCUCCAACAAGGGUGCAGAUGUGUUUCUGGAAGCUCUGGCUCGUCUAAAUUAUCUACUCAAGGCAAACCGUAGUGAGGUAACUGUAGUUGCAUUUUUCAUCAUGCCUGCGAAGACCAAUAACUUCAAUGUUGAAACUCUCAAGGGGCAAGCAGUACGGAAACAGCUUUGGGACACUGCAAAUGUGAUCAAAGAAAAGUUUGGCAAAAAGCUUUAUGAGUUGCUCUUGGAAGGUGAGAUGCCUGAUAUAAACUCAAUUCUGGAUCGUGAGGACUUCACUAUGAUGAAGAGAGCCAUAUAUGCCACUCAGCGCCGUUCAUUGCCUCCAAUUUGCACACAUAACAUGCUGGAUGAUUCCAGUGAUCAAAUUCUCAAUGCAAUCCGAAGAAUUGGAUUGUUUAACAACACAAGUGAUAGAGUCAAGGUCAUCUUUCACCCUGAGUUCCUGUCGUCCACCAGCCCACUGCUUCCUUUGGAUUAUGAAGAGUUUGUACGUGGUUGCCAUUUGGGUGUGUUUCCUUCCUAUUACGAGCCAUGGGGGUACACUCCUGCGGAGUGCACAGUGAUGGGUAUUCCCAGCAUCACCACCAACCUCUCUGGUUUUGGAUGCUUUAUGCAGCAGCACAUUGCUGACCCAGCCGCGUACGGGAUUUACAUACUCGAUCGUCGUUUUAGAUCUCUGGAUGACUCGUGCAAUCAGCUGACCUCAUUUAUGUACAGCUUCUGUCAACAGUCCCGUCGACAGCGCAUCAUUCAGAGGAAUCGCACUGAGCGCCUCUCCGAUCUGCUGGAUUGGAAGUACCUGGGAAGGUAUUACGUCCAUGCAAGACAACUCGCCUUAGCCAAAGCUUUUCCAGAUUCCUUUACUUCAUCUCUCUGGGAGCCAGAGGUGAGUGAAGGUUUUUGUUACCCAAGGCCUGCCUCCAAACCACCUUCUCCUGCUACAUCCCUCCAUUCCAGUCCCUACCACAGUGAAACAGAGGAUGAUGAAGAAAGAUACAACGAAGAGGAAGAAGCUGAGAAAGACCGAAUGAAUAUAAAGCCGAUUGCUAUGAUCAGUUCAAAAUUAGAGAAAAGAAGGGUGAAGAAAAAGAGUCAAGCCACUGAGCCCAGUUCCCCAGGAAGCCUUAACUACAGCUCAAGUGACCCUGAAAACCAUAGUGACUUGGGAACAGAGGAAAGAAACUAGAGCCCUACACAAAAUUGUUUACAACUGCAGAGCUGCUGCAUCAUACCAGUUCUACAGUGAGGAUUAAACAGAGGGUUAGAUUGUGUGCUGAGUUUGAAUGAGUUUUGGCUGUUACAGUAAAAUUUCCAAAUGCAUAGUAUCCUCAGAGUUCAUGCUUCCAAGCCAUGAGACACAGAAGUAAAUUGGAAGUUCAGCCAACGUCACUGAAAUCAUUAUUAGACAUUUCUGGAAAAUCUCUUCAAAACUUGAUGAGUUCAAAACAAGAUGGGUGACAAACCAAAAUAGUCAGACUGAUUGAAAUGGGAUAGCAAACCCACACAGUUAGUUAGACUGAACAGAAUCUGCACAUGUGCCCUGUUGCGUGCUUCUCUCUACAAAUUAGUACAUCUUCAUGUUUCUUACAUAAGUUUACAGCAGAGGGUAAAUUUGAAAUGGAUAAUUCAGCAUCCAGAACUGGACCUGCAGAAGAUGGGUUACUUUUAGUGAAUUGCACAACUGAAAUCAUUUGCACAUGGCAAGUUUUGCACGCUAUAAAACAUGAAGAUUCGGUUUAAAUAAUUCAUAACCAUUAGCAGAACUCCACUGUAUAGACAUCAACUCAAAAGACUCUCCAUUAAUCACUCUCCUGUUUUAAGGAUCUGAUAGACGUUAUUACAAUCAAGUGGAAAAUAUGCAAAGUUAAUUUGUUGAUUGCAGAAUGUAUCUUUUACGAUUUUUAAGAAAAGCUGUGUUCCUGGUUUUAUAUUUUAAUAUAAUAAACAGGUAUUUGUUUAGGGUAGUACUUUCUUCAAAGCAUUAAGCAAAAAGGUGAAUCCACAAAGAUCAUGUGUGAAUGUUAUGUGUGAAGGUUUUAUUGUACCUCCUUCCUGGAGUUACAUCUCUAGCCUGGAGUAGCCCCACCAGAAAUUGUAGGGCUGCAACAUUGGAUUGGUCUAAAAUCACCAACUCUGGAAGUGUAUAUAUUCUCCUCACUCUCAUUAUUGAACAACCAGCCAAUACUUAAGGUGCUCAUAAGGAGAAUGGUUGUUUGAGUACAGUCAGGGACACCACCAAUGUCUAUGAAGCUGCAACGUAGCUUGUACCAGUGCUCCCAGGGAACAGUCCAAACAAUGUAGAAAGAGAAAGUCUUUUGUUGAGUUAGAUGUGGCACUUUAAAAAAAUAAAUAACAGGAAUGCAACUCCUUUUCAAGUCUAAAAAGAAAUUGAGAAAUUUACAGUUUAUGAUAUUUUUUCAUGGUAAACUUGCAAUCCAUAUGUUGAGUGUGUCACUGUACCUUCUCUCUGCAGAUUCUUAUGACUCUUGCUGCUGUUCAUUUUGGGUGUGUGUUCUCUGUUGAAGACAAACUUGAACUUAUAUGUAUCAGUUACUAAGUAUACUCUUUGGCAGUGACAGGUGAAACAAUGUGAGAAAGUUACUGUAAAGGCAUGCAAAUAAAAAGAGUUACU
Pristis pectinata (smalltooth sawfish) is the source of this 3717-nucleotide messenger RNA. RefSeq names its product glycogen [starch] synthase, muscle-like. Bases 91 to 2271 code for a protein of 726 amino acids. Gene Ontology annotation, biological process: glycogen biosynthetic process. Gene Ontology annotation, cellular component: cytoplasm. Gene Ontology annotation, molecular function: alpha-1,4-glucan glucosyltransferase (UDP-glucose donor) activity. NCBI's taxonomy places the organism in Eukaryota, Metazoa, Chordata, Chondrichthyes, Rhinopristiformes, Pristidae. The transcript has 16 exons. The record is from RefSeq and is a predicted model, not a curated record.